Molecule: messenger RNA, 4604 nt
Organism: Salvelinus fontinalis (brook trout)
Lineage: Eukaryota; Metazoa; Chordata; Actinopteri; Salmoniformes; Salmonidae
Product: coiled-coil and C2 domain-containing protein 1A-like
Exons: 20
Coding region: 16-2583 (855 amino acids)
Biological process (GO): regulation of transcription by RNA polymerase II
Cellular component (GO): nucleus
Molecular function (GO): DNA-binding transcription repressor activity, RNA polymerase II-specific; RNA polymerase II cis-regulatory region sequence-specific DNA binding
Source: RefSeq, a predicted model, not a curated record
ACUUCAGCCAUUACCAUGAGCCCGUCCUCCCCAAUUAAGGUGCCACCAACCUCCUGUGACCUAUCCAGCCAUUGUGAGUUCUGGCAUGUCGGCAAUGUACAGGAACACACCCACCUGACUACACCUCCUCUCCCUCUCCACCCCCUCUUCACCUCCUCUCCCUCUCCACCCCCUCUUCACCUCCUCUCCCUCUCCACCACCUCUUCACCUCCUCUCCCACUUCACCACCUCUUCACCUCCUCUCCCACUUCACCCUCCUCUCCCUCUCCACCACCUCUUCACCUCCUCUCCCUCUCCACCACCUCUUCACCUCCUCUCCCACUUCACCCUCCUCUCCCUCUCCACCACCUCUUCACCUCCUCUCCCACUUCACCCUCCUCUCCCUCUCCACCACCUCUUCCCCUCCUCUCCCACUUCACCCUCCUCUCCCUCUCCACCACCCCUUCACCUCCUCUCCCUCUCCACCACCCCUUUACCUCCUCCCCCUUUUUUUACCCACCCUCCUCUCCCUCUCCUCUCCCUCACCACCUCUUCACCACCUCUCCCUCUCCUCUCCUUGUACAGAAACUAGACCCAGUAAUAGAGGCGUUGGACAGAGGGGAACCAGUGGACCUCAGCUCUCUACCUCCCCCUCCAGGAGAUGCAGUGGUAGAGCGUUCAGCUCCUCCUCCUCCCCAGUCUUCCUCCAGACCCUCCCCUGCUGCUCUCCCUGCAGCUCCCCCGGUGGCCGACUCCGCCCUCCCAGCCCCAGGCAGUGUAGGGGAAGCGUUACAACAGAGGAUGGACAGAUACAAAGCUGCAGCAGAGGGGGCCAGGAGCAAAGGAGACGACCGCAAGGCACGCAUGCACCAGCGCAUCGUCAAGCAAUACCAGGAUGCCAUCAGGUCUCAUAAGGCUGGACGACCAGUCAACCUGGCUGAUCUUCCUGUACCACCAGGCUGUCCUCCGCUGCAGGGCACAGAGAGCAGCCAGCAGAACUUCAUGGGCGUCCUGGAGACGGCCAUGAAACUAGCCAAUCAGGACGCAGACGCAGAGGACGAGGACGAAACAGGGGAAUUGGCCAAGCCUGCAGUGGGAGCUCCAGUCCAGAAAGGCAAAGCCCCGGCCCCUCCCACACCAGGUUCUGGAGGCAACACAACACAGGGCUCCAGACUGGGGCUUAAAGCCCAGCAGCAGUUGGACUUCCUGUUGCUGCGGCGGCAGGCGUUCGUCCGGGCGGCGCUGCGUUCUAAACAGAUGAAGGACAUGCAGGGAGCGGCGGUCCAUCUCCGACACGCUAAAGGACUAGACCAGAUGAUCAGCGCCACCAAGGGAGGCCUGCCUGUAGACAUCACCAAGGUUCCCAGCGCUCCAGUCAGUGAGGAGGACUACUCUCUGGCUCGGUCUCGUUCCUCUCCUCGCUCCUCAGAGCAAUACAGCAGCCUCAUGGAGCUCCUCCGACAGCAGCACCAGAAAUGUCUGGGUUACUCCCAGCAGUUCACUCACAUGGGAAGCGUGGCCGAGACCUCCAGGUUUGAGAAGCUGGCAGAGGAGUGUAUGCAGAACAUUGAGGUGUUGAAGACGGCCCACGCCAAGGGCCAACCUGUCCCCAAAUACCACACUGAGGAGAGGACCUUCAACACUGUCAAAAUGUAUCCUGACCUGACAGCCAAUGAGAUGACGCUGUACAUCGUGAAGGGCAUCAAUCUACCUGCUCCCUCAGGAGUCUCUGCCGGUGAUCUGGACACCAGUGUGCGCUUUGAGUUUCCUUUUCCUAGUGCGGAAGAGGCCCAGCGGGACAAGACCAGUACAGUGAAGAACAGCAACAGUCCAGAGUUUAAAGAGCAGUUUAACCUGAACAUCAACCGUCAACACAGAGGCUUCAAGAGGGUCGUCCAGGCCAAAGGCAUCAAGUUUGACAUCAUCCACAAGGGGGGUCUGUUCAAGGGGGACAAAGUGUUGGGGAACGCUCAGCUGAAGCUGGACUCACUGGAGAACCAAUGUGACAUCAGACAGAUUAUAGAGGUGUUGGAUGGUCGUAAGGCUACGGGGGGUAAGCUGGAGGUGAGGGUAAAGAUUCGGGAGCCGCUGGGAGGAGCACAGCUUCAGAUCACCACAGAGAAAUGGCUGGUCCUAGACCCUGUACCAAUCACCACCCCCGACAGAGAGAGACAACAACAGGCCCCCUCUCCUCGCUCCAAACCAAAGAGUGACAAUGGGAGGAACAAGCAGUCUAACCAGUCCAGCCACUCUCCUCCCCAGUAUAAACUCCACAGUUUCAGUCUGCUGCACUACGACAAGGAGAGACUGGAGAGACAGAUUGGUGAUUAUAGGAAGAGUAGGCGGGAUCCUCCGUCUGACCUGGUACAGCAACACAAGGAGGUCACACACAGGCUACAGUGGCAGAAAGCCCAGUUAGAGAGAGGCUCCCCUACUCUACUGUCAGAGUAUGAGAAUAUUUUGCAGCGUUUCGCCCAGGGACUUGCUGAGUCAGUGAAGAAGUUUUCCAGCCAAGGCAACAGGGAUGCUGCUAAGGACGCUCUAGGACGGCUGAAGAUGGUGGAGACUGAGUUGGAAUCUCUCAAGAGGAAACGCAUGGUCUGAGAAGAAGAGGACAGAGGGACUGGAGAGUUGGCUGGACUACUGUUAUGUUACUCACACACACACAGCCAAUCACCUUCAACAUCUUCCUGCCACUCCUCUGCUCCUCUUUGCCUCCUCCACUAAUGCUCUCCCUUUUACUCUGUUCUUCACUUUGUAUUGUCAUUAAUUCAAUCAGUUAGGACGAAGAACCAUUUUGAAUAAUACCAGGCCUGCCUCCCAAAUGGCACCCUAUUCCCUAUAUAGUGCACUACUUCAGACCAGGACCCAUGGGGACUAAUAUAGGGAAUAGGGCACCAUUGAGAUACACGGCAGAAUGGGAACUGUGAGAUUGAUAGUGACAUGAAGACAGAAUGCAGGGCAGGACAGAGAAAGGCUUAUUUGCACUUGAAAACAAAAACACUACCGAUUUAUUAAAACGCUGCCGCCUUCACUAUAUUCUUUAAAGUCCUUCAAUGGCUCUCUGUCUUUCCCUCUGUUCAGAGAGUGGUGUGUGUAACUCCUGGUCUCCACAGUGCGUGUGUGUGUGCGUGCGUGCGUGCGUGCGUGCGUGCGUGUGUGCGUGCGUGCGAUGUUAAUGACCUUAAUCUAAUCUGUCUGCUCCACUAUUCCCAGAUUACUGUAAUCUGGCCUGUUUGGUGCCGUGUGAUUUGGGAACUACACGGAAACGGGAACUAUAUUCUAUAAUGAGGGAUUAGCUAACACUAGUGUUGCCAUGGAGACGCCUCAUUCAGGGAAGUGAGGAGAGGAGGUACCCCAGGGGUUAAAUUGAAGAGUACAGGGUUAGAAUUUGUGUAGAACAGACCUAUAGCUGUAAAACCCACUGGAUUGUCUUUGAAUUGGGAUAUAGUUUCUCUAUUCAUUGUAAUUCUAUGGUACGGAGUUUGGGAGCCCGUUUAAAAGGACCCUUCUUAUAGGAUGAUAUUUAGCCUAUUGUGAUGUCAUCAAUUAGGCUUGCGUCAUGUCACUAUGACGUCAUCUAUAGACCCAGACACCCUGAGGUCUCCUCCUGUACCCCUCUAUAGACCCAGACACCCUGAGGUCUCCUCCUGUACCCCUCCAUAGACCCAGACACCCUGAGGUCUCCUCCUGUACCCCUCCAUAGACCCAGACACCCUGAGGUCUCCUCCUGUACCCCUCUAUAGAUCCAGACACCCCGAGGUCUCCUCCUGUACCCCUCUAUAGAUCCAGACACCCCGAGGUCUCCUCCUGUACCCCUCUAUAGAUCCAGACACCCUGAGGUCUCCUCCUGUACCCCUCUAUAGACCCAGACACCCUGAGGUCUCCUCCUGUACCCCUCUAUAGACCCAGACACCCUGAGGUCUCCUCCUGUACCCCUCUAUAGACCCAGACACCCUGAGGUCUCCUCCUGUACCCCUCUAUAGAUCCAGACACCCUGAGGUCUCCUCCUGUACCCCUCUAUAGACCCAGACACCCUGAGGUCUCCUCCUGUACCCCUAUCAGUCUCUCUCUCUUGCUCUCUCUCUCUCUCUAUACACUACAACAGUAGUUUAGUAGCCUACUGUAGUGGGAUCUGUCUCCCUAUCCACAGCAUCUGACUUGGAGUGCUGAUCCAGGAUCAGGUCCCAACCUGUCCAUAUAAUCUGAUUCAUUAUGAUCUAAAAGGCAGUGCUGAUCCAGGAUCCGGUCCCAACCUGUCCAUAUAAUCUGAUUCAUUAUGAUCUAAAAGGCUAAACUGAUCCCAGAUCAGCACUGCUGCUCUGAGAAGCUUUGUGGAUACAGGUCCAGUCCCCCAGUCCUGGUGGCUAAACUGAUCCCAGAUCAGCACUGUUUUUUUUUUUUUUUUUUUAUGUUUUAAAAAAUGUAUCCAUUGUUGGCAAUCAGUCAGUAUAGACCUGUUAAUAUAUUAUAUACACAGCAUUGACUAUGGCUCUAUUUUUAAAUGAAGGAAUUGUGUGUGUGUGUCCAAAGGUGAUGGAUAAUGAACUAUUAACUGGCAUUAUAAUGAUGUGGUCAAAUGUCUUGGGAGGGGAAUCAUGGUUGGAUUAAAAUAUCAGAAUCAA